Molecule: messenger RNA, 363 nt
Organism: Serendipita indica DSM 11827
Lineage: Eukaryota; Fungi; Basidiomycota; Agaricomycetes; Sebacinales; Serendipitaceae
Source: the annotation of a GenBank genome assembly
AUGUCCCUUGAGCCAAUCCUCGUCGAAGAUUACAUUCCAUUCACGGCCUCGCACUUGUUCCCGUAUGUGCCACUCACGAACGCGCUCGGUCUGUUAGGCCGCAUCCUGGUGCUUCCAGUGUUCUGGAGACCGGAACUGUUUGCGCUAAGAUGUAGUGUGGUACCUCUGCUUAUCCCACUUCUCUUCAACGCCAUCAGCAUGGUUGUCUGGCGAGGUCAUGCACGCGAUAUCCCCAUUUACGGACGAAUAUGUCUUAUAAUUCCCUAUGUCUGUGGUGGUAUUCGACGUUCAAAUACUGUAGGAUGCUUUCGGCUGCCUACGGAUAUUUUCCGAGCCAUAUGGGGUUAUCUACCUACACGAUAA